This is a messenger RNA of Rotaria sp. Silwood1, 2771 nucleotides long. NCBI's taxonomy places the organism in Eukaryota, Metazoa, Rotifera, Eurotatoria, Philodinida, Philodinidae. The record is from the annotation of a GenBank genome assembly.
AUGCGUGGCAUUGGUAGUGGAAAAGUCCUUGAAAGUGGUCCCGAUGACAAUGUCUUCGUUUUUUUCACUGAUCAUGGUGCUGUUGGACUUGUCGCUUUUCCAAAUGGUGUAAAUUUGGGAAAACAUCACAAUGUCAGUGAAUUUCAAGGUGAAGGAGCACAAUCAAUGAAGUCGAUUCGCAAUCCUUUCAUCGAUCGUUACAAUGACUUGCUCAAACGUGAUGCAGUUGCUACUGUCGAUGUUCGUGUGUCGACUGUUUCUCGUCGUUUGGCUAGCAGCGAGUCUGAGGUCGAAAAGGCAGCAUUGGAACAUGAACUUGUUAAAUUGCUCAAUAACGAAUUUGUUCUUAAUAAACUUUGGAUCAUGGCUAAUCUAUGUGAAAUCGGUCCAGGCAAUCUUAAAUGGAAUAAAAAUGGCAUAACAAUCAUGGACAAUGGUUAUGGUUCAGAUCCAGAUCAAUUACAAUAUGCUGAAGGUUUGUUUAUCUAGCUUAAAACACAAAUUUUAUAUGUUGCUGAUAUUUCGAAUAACCGUGUUCAAAAACGCUAUCCAAAUGGUAAAAUCCAAAUUGCCGCUGGUCAAGAAGUUGUCGAUGAAGGAUGUCCAAAUGAAAAUCACAUUUUUUGAAUUCCCUUCCUGUUCAGAAAUACCCGUUUUUUGACUGACUCUCUCUACCUCUGGAUACUCAAUUUACAAAAAUUUUUGAAAAGCUUAUUUCUUCCAAAAUUCUGUUCUUUUUCUAUCAGAUGACUGAUAGAACUUCUAUAUACAUGAUUUCUCCUUGCAAAAUGUGCCUCAGAAUUCAGAUACAUUGCUCUUUUGAAAAUACUGCUCAAAAAUCAAAUCUACUUGAGAAUUUUCGGGGAAAAUGCUAAAAAAAAGAAAUAAAGAGAUAUCCCUAGGAUGCAUGAAUUCGUAAUUCAAGAAAAUCAAGCAACGCAACUGAUGGACCUAAGAGAUUAGCGUCCAAGCUUUAAUUACGAUAGAAUUCAAGGAAAUUCUAGAAAAUCAAGCAACUCCAGAGACUGAAAGGAAUUCUAGAAAUUCAAGGAAUUCAAUACAACAUACAGAAGAAGACCUAUCAUCAUCCUAAACUAUGAUGGAAUUGUGAAAAUUCAAGGAAAUCCUAGACAAUCAAGCAAUUCAAGAGACUGAAAGCAAUUGUAGAAAUUCAAGGAAUUCAAGAAACAUACAGAACAAGACCAGUCAUCAUUUUAAACUAUGAUGGAAUUGUGGAAAUUCAAGGAAAUUCUACGAAAUCAAGCAAUUCAAGAGACUGAAAGGAAAUCUAGCAAUUCAAGGAAUUCAAGACACAUACACAACAAAACCAGUCAUCAUCCUAAACUAUGAUGGAAUUGUGGAGAUGCAAGGAAAUCAAGCAAUUCAACAAACUGAAAGAAAUUCUAGAAAUUCAAGGAAUUCAAGAAACAUAGAGAAGAAGACCAGUCAUAAUUCUAGACUAUGAUGGAGUUGUGAAAAUUCAAGGAAAUCAUGCCACUCAAGAAUCGUAGUGCAUCGGAGAUAGUUGUCGAAAUGCAAGGAACAGUAUUAAAUGUUCACUGGAAGGUCACUUAUAAGACUUAGAACUGAUUGAUUUGAAGGAUAUCAGAGGUCUCCAUCGAUGCGGGGUGGGUAGGGUGUGGGUCGCCUGUAGUUGUGGUUGUGGGACGGUGUGGGUUAUGAUGGAUAUGAGUGAUUAUUAUUGCCGAUUGAGAAGAAGACACAUGAACAUAUACCCACGCUCAUCCACAUAACCCAAAGAUAUAUGGAAAUGCUGAAUUCCUUGAAUUGCUUAAAUUGCUUGAAUUCUUUGAUUUCCUUGAUACUUCCAGGGAACAUAAUUCAAAUAUAUACGGACAUGCUGAGUUCCUUGAAUUUCCUUGAAUUCCUUAAAUUGCUUAAAUUGCUUGAAUUCUUUGAUUUCCUUGAAUUUCAUGAUACUUGAAGGGGACCUAAUUCACAGAAAUAUGGAUAUAUGGAAUUUGGGUGUGGGUGCGGGCGUGGCUGUGGGUGGGUGUGGGUGGGUGUGGGUGUGGGAUGUGGGUACGGAUUGGUAUCCCUGAUGAAAACAACACCCACACCCCACACCCACCCACCCAAAUCAGUAAAGAAACAAUUAAUUACUUCAUAUUAAUAUAGAAAAUAUUUUGAGUCUCUGAAAUUACUUAAGCAGUUUGAUCCAGAUAUUUCUAUAUACUCACAUAUCUUCUACUGUUCAUCCAAGAGAAGUUCCUUUAGUUGUUGAUAAAGGUUCAAUCAAAAUCUUAUCAUUAUUAUCGAUUGUAUCAUUUGAAGAAUCAUUACCAUAUGCAUAAUUCUACAGAUAUAGAUGAAUGUAUAUUGAAUCAAUAGAAAAUUCAAAAGCAUACUUAAUUUGUUUCAUUUCGUAAAUGUUUAAAAAACUGGUCAACAGCAAGAAUAAAUAUUUUAUUUGGUAAAUGGACACCGAUUUGAGGUCUACGUAAUGUUUGUAAAGAUUUAUAUGGUUUAUCAGAAAAAUUUUCAUUUGACUAUAGGAGAUAGUUCAAUAAUAAUUACAAAUGAUAACAAAAAACGGUCUACCUUCACUGUCGACGGAAGGAGAACAUUGUGAUGUUUGAAUGAAUUAGUAUGAGUGGCAGAAGUAUUCUUUUGUGAUUUCUGAUUGAUAUUCAUUUUGUUGAUCUGUUUUAAAGCGCCAAAUUCAAAUCACUAAAUUUAUAUUUUUAAUCGAUUACUUUUACUAGACUCUCGUGUACUACCAAUUGCUUAAUAGAGUUGAUUGAAAUAGA